UUCUUGUUCUUAUACCCUUAUCAUUUCAGCUUCUUUAGUUUGACGCUUUCAUCUGAUGCACAGUUCGAUUUAGUUUUCUUAAGGGUGAUAAUGGAGACAGAGAAGGCUUCUUCUUGGUUUGAAGAUGAACUUGUAAGGGAACUUUUUGACGAUGAAACUCCAUUGUUUGUGCUACCGCAAGAGAAUACUGAACCAAAGUCAAGUCCAGCUGCAAAUGAAGAGACUGUUAAUAGGCUCACUUCAGCCAUCUAUUCUGGCCCAACCAUUGGAGAUAUCGAGAAUGCGUUAUCCAUGACAACUCAAAAAGACCAAUAUUCCGAAGAUCUUUCUCAAGCCAGAAUUUCAUUGCUAGAAGGGGGUUUUGGUAAGCUUGAUCACAAAUACACUCUCAAAAUCAAGAGCUUGGGCAAUGGGAUGGCUGAUGAUGGAUAUAAAUGGAGAAAAUAUGGCCAGAAAUCUAUCAAGAAUAGCCCCAAUCCUCGGAGCUACUACAAAUGCACAAACCCAAGGUGCAGUGCAAAGAAGCAGGUGGAGAGGUCCUGUGAGGACCCAGAAACACUAAUAAUCACCUAUGAAGGGCUGCAUCUUCACUUUGCUUACCCAUAUUUUCAAAUGAAUCCACCAAUGAAGAAGCAGAAAACAUUAACAACCAUUUCGCAAGUCAAUUCCCAGCCUCAGGAAACACAACGACAGCCACAAGAUGUCCAUGGGAGCCCAUCAAACUUCAAUUUUGAAGCCCCACCAAGGACGUUUGACGACUGCAGACUGCUGGAACCAGCUGCAGAACAAGGACUAGCGAUCAGCCCACAAGGCCUGCUAGAAGAUGUGGUGCCUUUGAUGAUUCGCAAUCCCUCUGCCACCAAUGUCUCUUCCAAUACCACUUCUUCUUGUUCGUCUUACCGUUCACCUCCCACUUCACCAUCUUCUUUGUCCUGGUCCCCUGGUUAUUCACCUUUGUGUUUUGAUAUGGGCUUGCAUUCAAUUUAAUAUUAUGAGUUUUUAUUAGGUGAAGGUGUACAUU
Messenger RNA from Pistacia vera, 1021 nucleotides. Its product is annotated as probable WRKY transcription factor 49. Gene Ontology annotation, biological process: regulation of DNA-templated transcription. The transcript has 3 exons. The coding region runs from base 91 to 987 and encodes 298 amino acids. Gene Ontology annotation, molecular function: sequence-specific DNA binding; DNA-binding transcription factor activity. Lineage: Eukaryota; Viridiplantae; Streptophyta; Magnoliopsida; Sapindales; Anacardiaceae. The record is from RefSeq and is a predicted model, not a curated record.